UCAUCAAUAUUUCAUCGGCGUCAAUAAGAGGCAGCAGUGGGGACAGCGGCUGCAGCAGCACUCGCGCCAGCUCCAGCCACAGCUUGCAGGGAGAGUCAGGUGUCCGUUCCUGCCACCACCAUGGAUGUCUUCAAGAAGGGCUUCUCCAUCGCCAAGGAGGGUGUGGUGGGUGCUGUGGAGAAGACCAAGCAGGGGGUGACGGAAGCAGCUGAGAAGACGAAGGAGGGUGUCAUGUAUGUGGGAGCCAAGACCAAGGAGGGUGUUGUGCAGAGCGUGACCUCAGUGGCUGAGAAAACCAAGGAGCAGGCCAAUGCCGUGAGUGAGGCCGUGGUCACCAGUGUCAACACCGUGGCCACCAAGACCGUGGAGGAGGUGGAGAACAUCGCGGUCACCUCAGGAGUGGUGCACAAGGAGGAAACGAAGCAGCCUGCCCCCCCACAGGAGGAUGAGGCAGCCAAAGUGGAAGAGGAAGCAACUGAAGAGGCCAAGAGUGGGGGAGACUAGAGGACUGCAACACCCCUCAGCCUGGACCUCAUCCCCUCCUGGCACAGGAGUGCCUGGUCCUGGACUGUGACCUUUGGGGUCUCCCAUGCUUCCAUGCUGCACCCAGCCACCACAUGCCUGUCCUCUCUUGCUGCCACUUUCAUCUCUCUCCCUUGACCCCUCCCAGCCUCUGGUCCUUCUCACCCCACAGAUGCUGCUGUGAAUUUUUUUUUUUUAAUGAUUUCAAAUAAAACUCAAGUCCCCACCCCGGU
Molecule: messenger RNA, 755 nt
Organism: Hipposideros armiger (great roundleaf bat)
Lineage: Eukaryota; Metazoa; Chordata; Mammalia; Chiroptera; Hipposideridae
Gene: SNCG
Product: synuclein gamma
Exons: 5
Coding region: 121-504 (127 amino acids)
Biological process (GO): chemical synaptic transmission; synapse organization; synaptic vesicle endocytosis
Cellular component (GO): cytoplasm; neuronal cell body; axon terminus
Molecular function (GO): cuprous ion binding
Source: RefSeq, a predicted model, not a curated record